CGCGAUGAACGAGCAGAUCGGGUACCCUGACAUGCUGACCAACCCGGCCGAGCUCAACCAGGAGUACAUCAUGCUGAACGUGACUCAUGGCCAGUUCCUCGUCAACAUCCUCAAUGUGCUCCACUACGAAGCGUACCACAACUUUCAGAACCUGCGCCAGCCGGUGAACAGGGACAAGUGGUCCACGGAGCAUCCUUAUUUUCGUACGCGGUGCCCCCGGAACUGA
Frankliniella occidentalis (western flower thrips) is the source of this 226-nucleotide messenger RNA. RefSeq names its product neprilysin-1-like. NCBI's taxonomy places the organism in Eukaryota, Metazoa, Arthropoda, Insecta, Thysanoptera, Thripidae. The transcript is spliced from 3 exons. The record is from RefSeq and is a predicted model, not a curated record. Gene Ontology annotation, molecular function: metallopeptidase activity. The coding region runs from base 5 to 226 and encodes 73 amino acids.